AGUGCGGCGGCGGCGGCUCGGGGGACCGGGGCCUUUUGUUUGGAGCGGCGGCGGGGGGCCCCGGAGCGGCGAGGCCGGCGGCCUUCCCCUGCUCGCUCGGUCCCGGCCGCCCCUCGCGGGGGUGGGGGGGGCCGCCCCCUGGGCCGGGGCCUAAUCUCAGGCGCCCCCGCCCCGCCCUUGGCCCGCCCCGCCCGGCCCGAGGGGAGGAACCGGCCGGGCCUCCCCGCGCGGCCCAGCUACCUCCGGAGUCUCCGCCGCAACCCUCUGCGCGCCGUACCCGAGGCUGCCUCUCGCCCCUCAGGCCGACGCCAUGAAGAUCAAGGAUGCCAAGAAACCCUCUUUCCCAUGGUUUGGCAUGGACAUCGGGGGAACUCUGGUAAAGCUCUCAUAUUUUGAACCUAUCGAUAUCACAGCAGAGGAAGAACAAGAAGAAGUUGAGAGCUUAAAAAGUAUCCGGAAAUAUCUGACUUCUAACGUAGCCUAUGGAUCCACUGGUAUUCGGGAUGUACACCUUGAACUGAAAGAUUUAACGCUUUUUGGCCGGAGAGGGAACUUGCACUUUAUCAGAUUUCCAACCCAGGACCUGCCUACUUUUAUCCAAAUGGGAAGAGAUAAAAACUUCUCAACAUUACACACGGUGCUAUGUGCUACAGGAGGUGGUGCUUACAAGUUUGAAAAAGAUUUUCGCACAAUUGGAAACCUCCACCUGCACAAACUGGAUGAACUUGACUGCCUUGUAAAGGGCUUGCUGUAUAUAGAUUCUGUCAGUUUCAAUGGACAAGCAGAGUGCUAUUAUUUUGCUAAUGCCUCAGAACCUGAGAGAUGCCAAAAGAUGCCUUUCAACCUGGAUGAUCCCUAUCCACUUCUGGUAGUAAACAUUGGUUCGGGAGUCAGUAUUUUAGCAGUCCAUUCCAAAGACAACUAUAAACGAGUAACUGGGACAAGCCUUGGAGGGGGUACCUUUCUUGGUUUAUGUAGUUUAUUGACUGGCUGUGAAAGUUUUGAAGAGGCUCUUGAAAUGGCAUCCAAAGGUGACAGCACCCAAGCUGACAAGCUGGUCCGUGAUAUUUACGGAGGAGAUUAUGAAAGAUUUGGUCUGCCUGGUUGGGCUGUAGCAUCUAGUUUUGGGAAUAUGAUUUAUAAGGAGAAGCGAGAAUCUGUUAGUAAAGAAGAUCUAGCAAGAGCUACAUUAGUUACUAUCACCAAUAACAUUGGUUCUGUGGCACGAAUGUGUGCUGUUAAUGAGAAAAUAAACAGAGUUGUCUUUGUUGGAAACUUUUUACGUGUCAAUACUCUCUCGAUGAAACUUUUGGCAUAUGCACUGGAUUAUUGGUCAAAAGGUCAACUGAAAGCAUUGUUUCUAGAGCAUGAGGGAUAUUUUGGAGCAGUUGGUGCACUUCUUGGGCUGCCAAAUUUCAGCUAAAGCAUCGGGUUUCUCUCUGUUAAUGUCACUCAAGAGGAACUGAAAACUGGAGGUGUUAUUACUGCAUUAUUUAUCACUGGGAACCAAAGGAUGAAAGAGUAGCACUAUUCCUGUUGAUUUUUAAGUAUCAGAAUAUGGUAAGCUGCUAUAUGUUGCCAUAUUAAAAAGAGAGCUCCAGUAAUGUGAAGUAUUUCUAAGUGAAAUGCUUUCCCUUCUGUAUAUAGCCAGUGUUAAAUCCUUAAAUGCAAUACAGCCUCUGAUUAAUGAGCUUCCUCUGAAAAAGAUUUUCUAUUUAUUUUAUUUUAUGUAGCCAACAUUGCAGUACUGUAUGUUCAAACAUGAAUCUUAAAGUCUCAGAAAUGUUUAUCUCAUGAAAAGAAUUGAUUCUGAAUAUUUGUUACAAGUCUGUUCUAUGUGUGUUUUGGUUACUAGUAAGUGGACAGUAACAUAUCCUGUAUCGAAACUUACUGAAAUGGCAAUCAAAGAUGAUCAUUUUUAUAUGAUUUUAGAAAUAUUAAAGCAAUAUUAAUUAUUCAUUACUGUUGUUUUCCAAACAUAUCGUCUCCCAAAAAUCAUGUUUAUGUGCUCUUUCCCCAGAAGUAUAACCUUUUUCAAAUGCCAUAAUUUAAUUGAAAUACUGUUGUUAAACAUUAGCCUGAACUUUAAAAUGAAUCCUAGAAAAUGCACAUAAUUGGUGAUACUGCAUUUUUUGUAUUUUGAGUUUAUCAGAUAGUACAUUUUAAAAUGUUGUUUAAUUGGAGGCUUAAUUACUUAUUUGAAAGUCCGUUCAGUGAGGUCCCAGGACUAUUUGAAUGGAGUAUGGUUUAUGUGUAUUGGUAGGGUUCUGUGCUCUUCUCUCUAUACCACAUUUAUCUUAGGCCCAAAGUUAGCCAUUUCUGUUUAAUUAGGUCUGAACCAUCAAAGCUAAAGACUGUCUUCUACUGUGAACAGCAGCAAAAUCAUUUGUUCUAAACAGAUGUUAUGGAAAUUUAAAAGAUGAGUUGUUUUGAAACUGGGAAUCUGAGGCAGUAUUGCAGAAUUAUAAAAGGAUCAGUGUUUCGUACAUUCUGGUAAUAAAAGCAUUAUAGUUCCAAAAUUUGUAAAUCCUUUUGCCUUGGAAUUUAUUCUGUAUUUUGAAGUCAUUUUUUAUAAUGUUAUAAAUUUUUUCAGACUUUCAUUUUGGUAGUAACAUUUUGGAGGUCCAAUAGUUCAGCAGAGUUUUUUGAGACUGUCACUUAUGGUUUAGGAAGUUGAAAGACGGGGAAAAUUGGGAAAAACUGUUCACCUCCUUAAAUUACAGUAAAUCUGGAUGUACUUUGAAGAGCUUAAAACUUUUAUAUUACAGGAAGAGGUAUUAUGCUGUCUUUUCACACGACAGUUUUGCUCCGUAGAGAACAAUUUUCAAUUGAAUCUCAAGAGGUGGUGCUUGAUAAAGAUAUUUCUCCCUGUAGUUAUGUUCAGAGGGAAAAGCAUGUGAAGGUACUUUUUAGAAUGUAGAAUAUUUAGAACUUUGAAUUCAUGUCAGUCAGUGGUCAUUUUGAAAACCUACAGUGUUUAAACAUUUUCUUACUAAAUGUUUCCAUUUUCGUGACUAGAUAUUUCAGCCAAAAGCUAUAUUUUUAAUUUAUUUUAGAAUUGCAUGAUUGGGCAUCUGUACAAGAAGGUUUUGCUUUUAAAUGAUAACUUCAAAUUUUAUACCUGUGGCAAACUGUACGUUAGCAGUUACAGGUUUGGGGCUGUCGUCAAGAAGGAAAUGGAAUGGUAAAAGUAUAUACAAGUUAAUUUGAUCAAUACUUUGGUUAAUUUGGGACUAUGAUUCAUACUUUUUGUCUUUUGAAACUGAAGUUACCUGCUAAAAUGCAUAUAAAGUGACCAACUAUUUCACCACUGUGAGAAAAGCUCUUGGCUUUUCUCUUGUACAAUCUAGAAUUACUGGAGUAAUUCUAAUAAGUAUUUCUGAUAAGAACACAGAAUUGGGAUGAAGGCUGCCAAGAUUCUAGUUUUUUAUUAUGAUCCCAGGAAAAUGCUUGAAUAAGCAUAGAGUGGUAAAUAGGUUUGGUUCUAAUCCCAAUCAGCUUCAGAGCUCUUAUGUUCUUGAACAGUGCUGUCUAAUAGAAAUAAACGUGAGCAACAUGUAAUUUUGCGUUUUCUAGCAGACAUAUUUAAAAAGUAAACAGGUGAAAUUCAUUUAAAUUAUAUAUUUCUAUUUAACCCAGUGUAGCUGUGUGAUCAUUUCAACAUGUAAUCAUUAUAAAAAGUUAUUUAGGGUUUUUUUGGGGUUGGGGGAUUGUUGCUACCUAGUCUUCAAAAUCAGUAUGUAUUUUACACUUACAGCACAACUCAAUUUGGACUAAUCACAUUUCAGGUUCUCAGUAGCCACGUUUGGGUAGUGGUUACUGUAUUAGUGUAGUUUCUAGAACUAGCUCUUAAAAAUGAACACUAUCAUGUAUUCAUUAAAACUUAAAUUUGAAUCUGGACUUCUUAAAGAAUGUUAGAGAGGGAACACGUGAGAACCUUAUUUUUUAAAUACGUAAAGAGGGAUAAGAAAUACCUCAUUUGGCCUAGUUUAUUUUAUUCAGACAAACUGUAGUUCUGACCAUUCCAAAAAACAUCUUACAUUGCAUCCUGCCAUCUCAUUGUAGUAGGUAUCGUUUUUCUAAUGAUACUAAUAAAGUUGCCCAAGACACAUCCUGAGCAUCCUCAUCAGUCUUCAGAAUGUAUAUUUCCUUCGCUGCAGUAAAUUUGAUGAUUCCAAAGACUUAACCCCACACACACACCUUGUCUAAUUGAACUUUGAGAAGCCAAUUCUAAAGGACUAAAAAGAAACCUUUUUAAUUCUUCAUUGAGUUCUGUACACACAAGGAGAAUCUUGUUUAUAACUUGGAUUUAAUUUUCGUUUUUAAAAAUAACAUUUUCAAAUGCAAGGAUCACUAUCAGUUUGCUUGGGCGGUUGGUAAAGAACACAAGGUCUAGAACGUUCCACCACCACUACCACCAUCCGUACCCCCAGAAGACUGCCUUUUAACCAGAGAGACUUUGAGAACUAAUGGCCUUCAGUUCUACACCCCAACUUCUCCAAAGACAAAGUACUAGUAGACUUCCUUGCCUGUUGACAAGGGCGUUCCUUGCUCAGCUACUCUAGUUGAAAUAGGUGGACUCUUAGUUUAGGUAAAGUUAGCGCUAUUGCCAGUAAUAUAUGUGGCGUCUUGACAGUCCUUCUAGAGGUUCAGAUUGUUUGCCAAAUAUUAGACUGUGAAGAUUCCUGAGUUUUUUACCUUUGCGUGCAGAUGUGAUUGUUGUAUUCUCAGUACCAGUUCCUGAAAGUCACUUCUGUAAGAAAAAUGAGGCAGCUCAAAGGGAAAAAGGUUUUCCUCUAUGUCCAGCGGUACUCUUGCCUUCUAAGAGCAGUCCAUCUUGCCUUGAAUCAAGGCAUCUUGCCUUGAUUUCUAAGGUCGCAUUUUUGGGUGGAAAGCUUAGCAAGGCAGUAGUUUCCAAAUGUCCUUUAUAACCACUCUGCUUGUUAUAUGCAAAAUGUUUCAUAUUUUAAUAUUUUGUUUUUUCUCUAUCGAGCACUUUAUGCUUUUUAGUCUGUUGCAUUUGAGAAUGUAGUUUAGAAACUUUUUCUCUUCUAAAGCCAUGUAAAAACUGGAUGAUCACCGGAAAAAUGAGUAUGUGUUAUUUUGCAUUUAACUUACUGUUUUGUGGUAUGUAUAAACAAAAUAUUAGAAACAUACUGCAUUUUUGUAACAAUACUCUUUGACUUUAUUUAACAUGAUUUGCCAUGAAAUAUCAAUGAUCUAUUUUCCCAAUAAGCUUGUUUAUUUUAGGGUGUUUUAUUCUAAUAGAGAAAGAAUUCAGCCAACUUGGUUUCUGUCAUCAGAUAAUCUCAGAAAGUAAUGUUCUUUAUCUAUAUUACUGCCUGUUUUCAAUAUUUGAGACCGUAGCUUUAUAUUUCUACUGAGCCUAGUAACUGAUGAGCAAAGACCCCAAAAAGUGAGUAAUUAUUUUUCUUCCUUUGAGGUAUUUUAAUAGCCUGUUGAAAACAGGGGUUCCAUGAAAAGCAGACUGUCCCAAAAGACAGUUAGUUGCUCCAUUCAUGGCAUCAUUUGAAGUGACAGAAACAAUUUGUUCAGAUACGUGGCAUCAUGUUUUAGAGUUCAUUUUAUUUGUGUUGAUAUAUGUUGAGAGGUACUAGUUUUUGGAUUCUCACCAUAGAAUGGUAUUAGUUAUUCUCUCAUAAUGUUUUGUUAUUACCUGUGAUGGCCAAGUAGUAGAUAUACCUUAAAGUAAUAUCAAGGGGGUGUGUGUGUGUGCGUGUGUGCGUGCGCGUGCUUUAAUCUGUAAAGCUAUCUGGAAUUUUUAUUGUGCUAUAACUUCAAAAUUAUAUGGGCAUUAUAACUUUUCCAUUGUACAAAAAGAAACAUACCACUAAAUUUAUGGAUGUUUGAAUGUUAGAUAUAUUUGGGAUUUUUUUAAUAGCCCUUUUCUUUAAGCUGUUUCUUAUUUCUGAUCAUUGUGAGUUGGGAUAGAUGUGGGAUAAACCCCUCCUAGAAUUAUUGCCUUUGUCAAACACAAUUCAUAGUGGGAUUUAUAAAACACAAUUUUAAUUAUCUCUAAGUGAGUUGAAAUAUCAUGGAUUGUAGUCAUUUACAUCAAGUAUGAUAAAGACCUAAAGUACCUUUAUCCUUAGGAUUGCCUGAGAAUAAUCAGAUUGUACAUGUGUCUGAUAUUUCCAGCUUAAUAAAUGUAGCAGUGAGUUGAUGUUGGGACUUCAGGUACUACAGUUGGUACUGAAUGAUGUGUUUGAGAGGAAAUCAGUUUUCUUUUUCCUUAAGAAAAAAACCAGAAUCUUUACAUUCUGGCUCUUUGUGUAGUCAAAAGACUAUUUCUCUUUUUAGAUUUUCAGUCUUUUUGCUGUAGCGGCCAGUAAUUUUGUGUUUAAAAGAACGAAUGAGGAAUGUAUUUUUCAAAGGAGUGAAUAAAGUUAAAAUCCAAGGUUUUGAAUUGUAUAAAUGUGCAACUAAAUUUCAAGUCUAAGAUAGUGCUGAUUUUUUUUUCUAUUUCUCAACAUCUUUCAUACAUUGCAGUACCUACAAUUCCAGUAGCUUUCAAAGAAAACAUUUCAGUUUUGUAUAAUUUGUAAAAUAUACAUAAAUAAUGCAGAUAGUUUGAGAUUAUUUUAGCUUUAUGUUGUGUCUCUGAAUCAUACGGAUCUCAUACCUGGCACAGUUGAUAGUUGUCACGAGUAUUAAGCCAUUUUGAAAUCUGCCACUUUUUUUCUGAGGUGCCCUUUUUAGUUUACAUUUAGAAACAAAAGAUAACCUUAUAGACCUAACAUUAAUAUUCUGGUCUCCUUAUCCUAAAUACGGUUAAUGGAACAUGGAUGUAAGUCAGGUUAAGGUGGUUUUAUCAUUUUUUUAAUACAUUGUGUGCUUUGACUUUUUAUUUGAACUACAGUGAAGCUUUGACUUCUUAACUGAAAUUGAGUGGCAUUUGUCUUAAUUCUGCCCAGUUACAGAUCAAAUCAUACCUAGAAAAUGUUUGUGUUAAUUUUACUUAUACAAGCCAUUUCCGUUUAAGUUGCCUUAUUCUAUCUAUUGCAUUGUUCUUGCCAAGUCUGAGCUCUGUCAUGUUGGAAUUAUUCUAACACUGAAUCUGUGAUGUAAAAAUGUAUGAUGUGCUACAAAUUUUAUUCAUAAUAAACUAAGUUAUAGCCUAUUAUAACCUAUAAAACAUUUCUUGUAAAUUGUCUAAUUUAUUUUUCAUUUAUGUACAGUUUCUUAUGUAAAUUUUUAAAAUACUUGUUGUGGUCUGUUCUAUAAACAUUCCUGUUCUCUUUUCCUUAAGGCUUAUUUGCAUGAAAGAAACUUGGGUUUUGCUUGUUUGUAUUAUAUGGCCACUGAGCCAACUUCAGUACUCUCUACCUUUUCUGUAGUUUUAACUUUUUCUAGUUUUGUUCAUAUUCUAAAUAAAUGUUAAAAUCAUGAUUUUUAUUUCCUACUUUGCAAAUAAAUUCUGUUAAGUUGUU
This is a messenger RNA of Orcinus orca (killer whale), 7451 nucleotides long. RefSeq names its product pantothenate kinase 3 (gene PANK3). Gene Ontology annotation, molecular function: pantothenate kinase activity; ATP binding. Lineage: Eukaryota; Metazoa; Chordata; Mammalia; Artiodactyla; Delphinidae. The transcript is spliced from 7 exons. Gene Ontology annotation, cellular component: cytosol; nucleus. Bases 311 to 1423 code for a protein of 370 amino acids. The record is from RefSeq and is a predicted model, not a curated record. Gene Ontology annotation, biological process: coenzyme A biosynthetic process.